Messenger RNA from Dracunculus medinensis (Guinea worm), 1047 nucleotides. The record is from the annotation of a GenBank genome assembly. Lineage: Eukaryota; Metazoa; Nematoda; Chromadorea; Rhabditida; Dracunculidae.
AUGUUCGCUGAUUUUUUGCGAACUUUCAUUGGCAAUCGUCGUCGUUCAAUUAUGACUGAUAAACCGAUUUCAUUUUCAAAUUAUUCACCGACGAGUUCACCACAAUUUAUUUUCGAACAGACGUUAGCAGCUGUAUUAAAAGAUCCGAGCACGAAAAAAAUUGGUCUCAUUGGACGUUAUUUGGAGAAAACUGCUCUAUCUUCAAUAAUCGAGCUUAGAUUUGGUCAUUAUGUUGAGAAGCAGUAUGUGUGUCUUUUGAAAAUGUUAAUUGUUGUGAACAAUGGAGUAUUUGAAUUUGUGCAAAUUAUUGCGCCUCAUGAAGAUUGGUCAUACAUGGAUGCUUCUCAUAGACAGAUUGAUAUUCUUCGCGAAAGUCGAUACAUAGUUUAUCGCAAAAUGAGCGUGCAAGCCAAUAUUCAUUUGAUGCAGACAAUAAUGCCUUGCAUGGAUUUUCGAAAUGCGCAUACGCUUUCUUAUAUUUUCACUCUUUUUGCCAAAUUUUCGAGUGUAUUCGAUGUAAAAUGCCGGUUUUGCAAAAAAAUUAUGAAAGAUUUCUUGCCUCCACUUAUAUUCGACAUGAGAUAUCCAAAAAACGCUUUACAUGAAUCUUUGAUAAAAAUGUAUUGUAAAAUGAAAUUUUAUGAUUCAAUUUCCAUUUUUCAGAAUAAGAAUGUUGUCGAAAAUUCAGAAAAAGUUUUGGUAAAUUCGUCACCUUUUUAUUGUCCAAUUUGUUUCGAAGUAUUUUCAAAAACUCCUGUAAUUCUUCCAUGUGGCCAUUCAUUUUGUGAGUCGUGUAUUCUAGAAUCAUACGAAUGUGCUAUAUGCCGUGCCGUUUUUCGUGAAACUACACAGUUAACAAAGAACUAUGCUUUGAAUUCACUGCUAGAAUCGAUUUCUGAAGUUGAUUUUGCCUCUUCUCAAUCUCUGGAUGAUACUUUGCAUUUAGCUACUGUAAUAACAGAUUUCACUUUGUAUGAUAUUCAUACCAAGUAUAAACGAUUACUGCGUAAAGUCAAUGAACUGGAAGAUGAAAAUGGCAAGUCUUAA